AUGGCCGCGGCCGUCUCCGAGCGCGACGCGCACGACGCCAAGUGCGCCGUCGACAAGCUCAAGGUCGAGCUCACGGACGCCAAGUUCGACAUCACGCGCCUCGAGGCCUCCGUCGCGCGCGCGGAGCUCGGCCGGACGCCGUACGUCGCGUCCGCGCGCAAGCCCCGGUCGCCCGCGCCGCCGCCGUCGACGCCCGUCUCCGAGCACGGCUUCGCGCUCCACGACGACGAGGCCGCGGACCUCACCGUGACCCUCGACACCUACGUGCCGCCGCCCAAGAUGGGGCCCACCGUCCAGGAGCAGCUCGCCGCGCUCCGCGCGGAGCGCGACGCGAACAACGCCGCGCUCGCCGCGCCGAGCCCCGAGCCGGCGAAGCGGCCCCUCACGCGCGCCCAGCGCGCCGCGGCCGCGGCGAGGAAGUCCCCCGCCGUCGCGCGGAAGGUCUCCUUCGCCGGCGUCGCGGCCAAGGAGAACCAGGCCGCCUGA
Molecule: messenger RNA, 486 nt
Organism: Aureococcus anophagefferens
Lineage: Eukaryota; Pelagophyceae; Pelagomonadales; Pelagomonadaceae
Exons: 1
Coding region: 1-486 (161 amino acids)
Source: RefSeq, a predicted model, not a curated record